Mya arenaria is the source of this 2291-nucleotide messenger RNA. RefSeq lists its product as uncharacterized. The coding region runs from base 107 to 1657 and encodes 516 amino acids. Lineage: Eukaryota; Metazoa; Mollusca; Bivalvia; Myida; Myidae. The transcript is spliced from 4 exons. Gene Ontology annotation, molecular function: oxidoreductase activity. The record is from RefSeq and is a predicted model, not a curated record.
CUAUUUUUAAACUUCGCGUUUACUCAUGCGUGCAUUGUUAUGAAACAAAAAUAAAUUGAAAUAGGACCACUUCAUACGUUUGGCUUGGUGAACAGAUACACAAGGUAUGCCGCGGCGCGUGUUAAUCGUUGGGUCGGGGGCGGCAGGGACGGCGGCCGCUUUCAGCCUAGGAAAACACCCGAAGGUGUUUGAUGUCGAGAUAUGGGACAGGAACGCCGUGCCAGGUGGAGUGGCUUGUACCGCAAGUCUUGAAGAACAACGUGGCACUUACGUAAACUACGGUGUCCAGGGCGGGACACCAACGUAUAGAAACACGGUCAACAUUUUAUCCCUGCACGGCUUCACUACAGACCCAGUGCACAUGAUGAUAUCCUUCGGGAAAGGGAAAACGGCUUGGACGAAUUACGACGAUUCCGAUUUAACUAAGCGAUUACAAAAGGACAUUGCUCGAUUUGAGAAAACGUUGAAGUUGAUAAACCGGUUCGAGGCAUUGUUCAUUUUCCUGCCGAUCUCCAAAGUUUUGAAGUGGUUUGGGUAUUCUGAUGAAUUCAUGAAUGAAAUGGUGUUUCCAUUGACCGCAUUGUUUUUCGGGACCGGAAAUCAAACACCUGAUGUGUCGUCUGCUAUAAUGGCGCGUGUUUUUCUUGACGACGAUUUACGGCUUUUCGAUUACGACAGUGAUCGUCUGCUUAGUCAGACACCGGAAAUGUUCGCGUUUCCAAAUCUUGAGGAAAUGUAUGAAACAAUUAUAUCAAAGUCUGGAGCAAAAUAUUUCAGAAACAGGCCUGUGAAAUCCGUCUCACGUCAUCGUGAUGGUAUUGUUGUCACCGAUAAAGAAGGAGGAAAAGAAUGGUUUGAUGACGUCAUUUUUGCUUGUGACGCUGAAACAGCUCUUGGGAUACUCAAAGAUCCAAGCUUCAUGGAAAAGCAAACCCUUGGAAAUGUUCGAUACUUCAACGACCUGAUUGUCACUCAUGAAGAUGAAGAUUACAUGAACAAACACUACGAGCUUCAUAAAGAGAAAGAUCAAUAUCUAGUACGAACAGACGAAAGCGAUCCGACCAAAAUUGAAAUGUCCUUCGACCUCUCCAAUUACCAACCGCAGCUCAAGAAAAUAAGAGACGAAAAGCAGCAUGUUUUUCAGACAAUAUUCUUGGACGACGAAAACCAACGUUUUUGGACAUUUCCCAAAAUCAAAACGGAAAAGGUUAUGUAUCGGCAUUGGUGGCGUCAAUUCUCUCACACAUGGCGUCAUUUUGCUUUUAGCGUCCCUCUUAUGCGCUACAUCCAAGGCAAGCGGAACACAUAUUACGCGGGGGCGUACACGCUGGUCAACACUCACGAGGCGGCCGUCAUGUCCGGUCUGGCUGCAGCCUACCGCCUCGGCGCGCCUUAUCCAUUCGACCAUGACGCUCUAGCGAAGAAGCAGUUCAAUCAUUACUUGAUGAUGAUUCAUGGAAAACCGAGGAAGUAUGGCUGUAAUGUUGAUACGUUGGUCAGCGGGAUUCUGGCGGUGUUCAUGGGAAUCUUUGCGUUUUUCUCCAUGAUUACACGUGCAAUAGUUGACAGAACAGAAACUACAUCUGAAACAAGGAGAGGAUUCGGUAAAGCUGUGUAUAAUGGCCAACAAAUGGCAGAUGACAGCACUGGCAGAUAGAUACAUUCACCAUGCAGAGGAGUGACGUCACUUAUUGGAGCUAAUUGUCGGAAGAUUCACAUCACUUAGAAAUUAUAUUGAAUCGUUAGGAGAAUUAUUUCACUUACUUCAGACGAAUGACGCGAGGAACAAAAAUGUCAGAAGAGUGACGUCAAUGAAUGAAUUUUUUUUCUCAGAAGAUUGACGUCACAAUUUUGAACUUGAUAGGGUAUUGUAAUUUAGUAUCAGAAACAUACUUUAAUUGUCGCCAGUCAUUUAAAUAAAGGAAUUUGAUAGGAAUAUAGUACAUUCCUGUCUUUGAAAUUCACAUUAUUUUUGUAUGACUAUACAUAUGUUAUGUUUGACUCUGGUCCUUAUUCUUUGCAUUAUUGUUCUUUCCUUAUGUUAUGUACAUCUUUUUGAAAAAGCGCAUAAUUUAGAACUACUUGUUUAUUUCUAUUAUUGAUGUGAUAUAUGAAUUUUGAAUGACACCUAGUAUAUGUGGUAAUUUAUAGGCAUUUAUAUACCAUAAUUAUCGUAUUUGUGUAGUAAGAUUUAUUAAAUUGUUCCAAUGUAACAAAAAUAUUUUCAUGUUCAUUUAAAGAUGUAAACAAAAGGCAUCAUACACCUGUAUUAACACUAGCGGAUUCAGGGA